UAUAAAAAAUCUUUCCAUGUAAACAAUUGGCUUAUCAACUAUAGAAUAUGGUGGAACUCAAAAGUGGUAGUUGCUCUCUAUACACAAUUCUCUCCUCUCCUAUAUUUUAGGCUCUAUAAAUUCAUACUCCUUUUUUCAUUACAUUCUCACGUUUACAUUUCUUCACUCCUGUAUUCCUUAUGAGCUGCAUUCACUGUUAAUAUCUCUCUUUAAUUCUAAAUUUAUCUCCAUUUUCAGUUAUUCAUUCUUCCCUUAUAAUGGAAGUCGCUGCUGGAUAAUUCUGGCUGCAUUCUAUGGCCUUGAAUGGUAACUGGGCAAUGUACGGGAAGAUAAACAACGCAGCAACAUCUAGCGGUGGGUCUAAUUUGUUUGGAACGACAACAAAAGAUCUUAAGAGUAAAAGUUUUGGCAUGGCCAAUGGGCCUGAUUGGAUGAAGCAUAGAACGUUGUUUGUAUAUAAACCCUUGUUGAUUUGUUCUGCUUCUUCUUUCAUUCAUUGGUCUCGUAAAAUCCCUGUAUAUGAUGGAUAUCACGAGUUUCUCUAGCCGCUACUGAUUGAUUUAGUUCAUAGUUGGAUCUCAGAUAUUGAGAGAUUAAUUGGUCAUUAAUGCACAUUUUAUAGAAAAAAUUCAGUUUUUGUCGAAUACCCUAAAGAAGUUGAAAGAUGAGUUUUGUUGGUGGAAAGAAAAGGUUAACAGAAUCGAACAUAUGCUGCUCAAAUAACUCAAAAGACGCUCGUGGGACUCGUUCUAUGGUUGUGGAUGAUGGCUACGUCCCUCUUUUACCGGGGCUUCCUGAUGAUGUGGCUAAGUUAUGCCUUGCACUUGUACCUCGAAUUCAUUUUUCGACAAUGGGUGCGGUGUCUACGCGUUGGAGAUCGUUCAUUCGAAGCAAGGAGUUCAUUACUAUCCGAAAACAAGCGGGUAUGAUUGAGGAAUGGCUGUAUUUGUUGAUAAUCGACGAGGAGAGUAAAAGCAGCCAUUGGGAGGUAUUGGAUUGUUUCGGUAACAAGCACCGAGUUCUUCCGCACAUGCCUGGUGGAUUUAAGACGGGUUUUGGAGUUGUCGUUCUUCACGACAAGCUGCUUGUGAUGGCUGGCCGUACUAUUUCCGAAGGGCCAGUAUCUCCCAACGCAGAUGUCUAUCAAUAUGAUUCCUGCCUCAAUAGCUGGGAGAAGCUGUCAAGCAUGAAUGUUGCACGCUACGAUUUCGCAUGCGCUGAGGUUGACGGGAUGAUCUAUGCAGUGGGAGGCUAUGGCGUCGAUGGUGAAUCUCUUUGCAGUGUCGAGGUCUACAAUCCCAAUACGGACAAGUGGACUCUAAUCGAGUCUCUUCGCCGCCCAAGGUGGGGCUGCUUUGCUUUUGGCUUAGAAGGUAAGCUUUAUGUCAUGGGUGGGAGGUCAAGCUUCACUAUCGGAAACUCGAAGUGUGUCGAUGUGUACAACCCGGUUAACCAUACAUGGUGCGAGAUGAAGAACGGUUGUGUUAUGGUUACAGCUCACGCUCUUCUAGGAAAAAAGUUGCUUUGCAUGGAAUGGAAGAACCAGCGGCAAUUAACCAUAUUCAACCCAGAAGACAAUUCAUGGAAGACAGUUCCAGUUCCAGUUACUGGAAGCUUGAGUAUUGGGUUUCGGUUUGGUAUACUUGGUGGAAAGCUUUUGCUCUUCUCACUCAACGAUGAACCUGUGUAUCGGACCCUGUUGUAUGACCCCGAGGCAGCCCCGGGGUUCGAGUGGAAUACCACUGAUAUCAAGCCCUCAGGCUCAUGCUUAUGUAGUGUGACUAUCAAAGCAUGAACAGCAAAUGGCAGCUCACUAUUUGCCGUGUUGUAUGUUCUUCAUGUUGUGUUGUAUUACUUGUAUAGUUGUAUCUCGUCUAGUUCGAGUUCAGAUAUGUCAGAUGGUUGAUUUGUAUCAUGUACUAUGACUUAGUCUUGGGCAUGUAUUUGUUUUACGUACGGUGUGUUUUUGACCGAUGAAAUUUCCUUUUUAAGUUUCUAGUGCUAAGUAUGAGUAGGAGUUCUCAUCUUUUAUGUGAAGCCUAGUGUUUGAGUGAAUUGAGUCUGUUGAGUUGGCCUAUUGCUUGGGCGUUGGGGCACAAUUAUAUAAAGUUGAUUUUUGCCAAUACUUGCUUCA
Messenger RNA from Amaranthus tricolor (Joseph's coat), 2134 nucleotides. Its product is annotated as F-box/kelch-repeat protein At1g67480-like. NCBI's taxonomy places the organism in Eukaryota, Viridiplantae, Streptophyta, Magnoliopsida, Caryophyllales, Amaranthaceae. The transcript is spliced from 4 exons. Gene Ontology annotation, molecular function: protein binding. The record is from RefSeq and is a predicted model, not a curated record. Bases 665 to 1795 code for a protein of 376 amino acids.